AAACCCUGUUUCGGGUCGUAAACUAAACAGUCUGCAAAGGAUUCUCAAAGCACACGCUUCAAAAGUUAAACGCUAGUAGCGACGCGCUCAUGAAAAUUUUGUGUACAAAAAUUCUUUGAAAGUGUAAAAAGUUACAAUAGAGGAAACAUAGUUUACAAAUCAAAAGUAAAACAAAAAAAAAUAAAUAUUUUGAAGAAUUUGCAAUUUUUUGAGCGUAUAAUUCUAUUGAAAAAAGCGCUUUGAAAAAAAAAUUUGUGUAGUAACGCAAAAAAAAUUCUCUUAACAUUUUUCAACUAAAUUUAAAUUGCGAAUACUGAAGUGGUGUGAGUAAAAAGCUUCACUGAAUUCUUAAACAAGCGGAAGUGUAAGCCAACGCCAACGCCAAGCAGCCGAGCAGUUUAAAACAACAACAUUUGUCCCAUUCACGGCUUUCAAUUUCUGCGUCUGAGUCUGAGCCAAAGUGAACCCACGAAGCACAUAGCGCAACUAAGGAAGUGAACUUCUGCUAAUAGUUUCUCGCCAAUUUUUAGUGUAGUAGAUCAGUAGUUUUAUCCAUACUCUUAGCAAUGGAAUCCCCCAGUUCAGCCACCGCUUCAGCUGCUGCUGCAGCUGCCGCAAAGCGCGUACAAAUCGAGAAGGCGCACAAUUUCAUGCGCCAAUAUCGAGAUCCCGAAUCGCGUGAACUGAAGAAAUUGUCAGCCAAUCAAUUUAUGGAUGUGUGGGCACAUUACGAUAAAGAUGGCAAUGGUUAUAUUGAAGGUACAGAGUUGGAUGGUUUCCUACGCGAAUUCGUUUCGAGUGCAAAUGCCACAGAUAUCAGCCCCGAAAAGAAAUAUGAAGUUCUUUCGAAGGCUGUCACCGACACAAUGCUUGAGGAGCUGAAAUCCUGUUUUAUGGAGGCUUACGAUGAUAAUCAGGAUGGAAAAAUCGACAUUAGAGAGCUUGCCCAACUUUUACCAAUGGAGGAGAAUUUCCUUUUACUCUUCCGUUUUGAUAACCCGCUGGAAUCGAGCGUUGAAUUCAUGAAGAUUUGGCGUGAAUACGAUACUGAUAAUUCUGGUUACAUCGAAGCUGAUGAGCUGAAAAACUUUCUACGCGAUUUGCUUAAGGAGGCCAAGAAAAUUAAUGAUGUUUCCGAGGAUAAACUAAUUGAAUACACCGAUACGAUGUUACAAGUCUUCGACGCCAACAAGGAUGGACGUCUGCAGCUCUCCGAAAUGGCCAAAUUGCUUCCGGUCAAAGAGAAUUUCCUCUGCCGUCAAGUUUUCAAGGUAAGUGCUGGGCUAUUUGCAUUUUUAUUUCUUCUUCUCCCUUUAAAUCCAUUCAACCCUAGUAAUUUCAAAUACUAUCGUGAGACACACAAAAGCCAGGGAAAUAUUGUACAUACUUAUACUACCCGUACAUAUAUGUCUAUGUAUUUGUGUAAGAAAAUGGGAUAUAUGUAUAAGCACAUAUAUAUGUAUGUGAAAGAAAGCACAGGUUUACCAUAUAUAAAUGCAUUUAAAAGAUGUACAAACAUUAUAAGAAUAGGAUUAACCAGAAGCGGCUUAGGCAACUUCAACCAUUAAAGUUUUGCAAGAAAUCUGCUGAGAUGAAGUGUGAGCAAAUGCUGCUGCAGUCGUGGCACACAGCUGAUAUUAAUUGUUAAGAAAACGAAAGCUCUAUGCUUAAGAAAGUACUUUAUUACAGAGAUGCAUUUUGUUUGCUACUAUUAUUUUACCGAAAUGAAGCUAAUUUGUUUGGCAAAAGUUUCACCAUAAC
Molecule: messenger RNA, 1761 nt
Organism: Anastrepha ludens (Mexican fruit fly)
Lineage: Eukaryota; Metazoa; Arthropoda; Insecta; Diptera; Tephritidae
Product: calbindin-32-like
Exons: 9
Coding region: 567-1568 (333 amino acids)
Biological process (GO): regulation of long-term synaptic potentiation; regulation of presynaptic cytosolic calcium ion concentration
Cellular component (GO): synapse; nucleus; cytosol
Molecular function (GO): calcium ion binding
Source: RefSeq, a predicted model, not a curated record